Messenger RNA from Naegleria gruberi, 1270 nucleotides. RefSeq lists its product as uncharacterized. The transcript has a single exon. The record is from RefSeq and is a predicted model, not a curated record. The coding region runs from base 1 to 1239 and encodes 412 amino acids. NCBI's taxonomy places the organism in Eukaryota, Heterolobosea, Eutetramitea, Acrasida, Naegleriidae. Gene Ontology annotation, cellular component: cytoplasm.
AUGACAGAACCUAAAGAUUUAUCCAACCCAAGUGAACGAUACGGGUUUGAAUAUGACAUUGAUGCUUGGUAUGAAAAAUGUUCCAAGUUUACAACUUAUACUAAAUUUAUUCCUAUCACUCAAUCCGAAGCUAAAGUCAUGAUUAAACAAUACGAAUUUCAUAUUAAGAAAACGAAGGAUCAAUCACCAAGUGGUGAUGAUUAUGAAAUUUUAAAGAAAUUGGAAGGAAAAAUUGAUGAUGAACUUACAAAUAAUUCUGAAUUUUAUGAUGAAGAAAUGGAUGUGAGCAGUGCUUUUAUUAGAUUGAGUUCUAGAUCUCCUAAAGAUGCUGCUUUUAAUUCCCAAAAGAUUCGUCAAAUUCUUCAGAGAAAGCUUUAUGAAAAGAAUGCAAUGUUUUCUUUUGGAGGUGAAAAUGCUAAAAUUCAAUCAGAUCAAGAUAAGCAAAAUAAUGAAUUCAUUGCAUUCUUUGAAUCUCAAGUGGAAGUUAUGAAAUUUGAAAGUGGACAAGAGGCUAUUGAAAUGAUGACAAGUUCUACUCGUGUCUAUGAUGAUUUAAAUAUUGCACUCAAGUAUAGAAAUGACGAUUCAUUGUGGAAUGUCUUUUUCGUAUUGAGAAAAUGGAUUCCAAAUCAUAAUAUUCAAUACGAAUUCAGAACUUUUGUUUAUAAUAGAAAAUUGUGUGCCAUUUCACAAUAUAAUGAUGCUCUUUUCUUUGAAGAUUUGUGUAACCAUAAGGAUUUAUAUUUGAAGGCAAUGUUAAACUUUUUUGAAAAGAUUAAGGACGAAAUUCCAUUUGAUAACAGUGUAAUGGAUUUAGUAAUUUAUCCAUUAUCCUCAGACGAAGAAAAACUACACGAUAUGGAUAAUCUCAAUGUUCAAGUUCUGGAAUUCAAUCCAUUUAAUCAAUAUACAGGAAGCGCAUUCUUUUCAUGGAUUAAAGACACAGAAAUUCUUAAAGGUGAAAAGCCAUUCGAAUUUAGAAUCAGAGAAGACUCGCUUCCAGUUUUGAGAAAUAUUGAUUUUUCAGAGAGUGGCUCCACAAAUAAGAAUAAUCAAUUAAUGUUCAAUUUAAUGGAUAUUCCAGAUCAGAGCAUUAUUGAAGAAAAUUCUGAAUUGCUUGAAAUGGUUGAUGAUUUUCUAAAUAAUGAUCUGGAGAGAAUUCACUCUAAUUUCAAGUACGUCGUUCAGAAAACCACCACCGAAUCAGCUUCUGAAAGAUUGAAUGCCAUGGGAAUAUAGUAAUUUAAAUAAACAUUUAUUGUACUGUUUA